This is a messenger RNA of Microbotryum saponariae, 2390 nucleotides long. The record is from the annotation of a GenBank genome assembly. Lineage: Eukaryota; Fungi; Basidiomycota; Microbotryomycetes; Microbotryales; Microbotryaceae.
AUGGACAGCUCUCCCGCCUCGCCUUUGGCCCCCAGGGAUCCCAGCUCCCCUGAAUCUUCGAUCGGCGAACAAAUCGCCACUCUACAGGCCCAGCUUGCCGCUCUGCAGGCCUCGCAACCCGCCGCCGCCGCAGCCGCCGCACCCCCGGCCGUCACCAUCGUGCCGGGGAACGCCGCCACCGCAUCCAAGGUCGUGUUUCCCAAGCACGCUCGUCUGGACGGCCCCAAGUCGUUCACCAACUGGUUGCGUCAACUCCGUCUUGCACUCCCGAACCAGGUUCGUGGUUACGUUCUCGACGGUGUCGUUCCCCCGACCUGGACCGCCGACCAGCUUGCCGCACGUGACGACGCCGCCCGGGAAAUCAUCGUUGGCUCUAUCGACUCCGCCGACGUAUCGGCCACCCUCUGGACCUCAUCGGCUCACAGACCCCGACUCGCCUUGGCCCACCGGACGUGCACCGCCCAGACUUCAGCACGUACCGUGAGCCCGCAUCGGCUGAGGAGUCGCCCGACGAACUCGACAUCAUUGGGCGUCACUCACGCGAUGAAUCGCCGGAUGAAAUCGAUUUCCUCACCCAACACCACCGCGCCUUCAUCGCCACAGACGACGACGACCCCACCCUCGACGCCAUCGAGCCCGUCAAAUCGAUCACUAGCGACCCCCAGACCUGGCGCGAAGCAAUGUCCAGCGACGAGCACAACAUCUGGGCUGAGGCCGCCGCCGCCGAGUUCACCGCCAUGCGCGACGACUUCAAGGUGUUCACCAUCGAGCCUCGCUCAUCUGUACCGCCGGGCGCCACCAUCGUCACCUCCAAAUUCGUCUGGAAGACCAAGCGCAACGCAAGCGGUGAAGUCACGGGGCGGAAGGCACGUCUUGUAGCGCAGGGUAACCGACAGCGCGACGGCAUCGACUUCUCAGAAACCUUCGCACCCGUCGCCCGUUUCUCCUCCAUUCGCUGCCUCCUGGCUCUUGCCGCUGCCAAUGGCUACCACGUUCAUCAGGCCGACAUCGACAAGGCUUACCUCCACGGCGAGCUCGAUCAUGAUAUCUGGAUGACGACACCACGCGGUUUCGACUUCCCGAGCGAUAAGGUUCUCCGGCUGCGACGCUCAAUCUACGGUCUCAAGCAGGCCGGUCGCAUCUGGAAUCGUCACAUUGACACAUCACUCAGGAAUCUGGGGUACAAGGCAACAGGCACUGAUCACUGCAUUUACUCUCGCAUUGACGAUCAGCAGCGGCCUCACUAUAUCGCCUUGUAUGUCGACGACCUCCUCAUUGUCAGUCCAGCCCUCGACGAGAUCGAACGUGUCAUCUCCGGCCUUGAACAGCGGUACGGCGUCAAACGACUCGGCCCCGCGGAGUACAUCCUCGGAAUCCAAAUACGCCGCCUGGACGACGGUUCCAUUGCUCUAUCCCAGGAGCGCUACAUCAUGGACGUGCUGGCCCGUUUCCACUUCGACACCACGACACGCGGCACUACGGUGCCGAUGACGCCCGGCCUCUCGCUCACGGCAAUUCCGGGUCAGGGAACGGAGCGCAUUCGUUCGUGGUACCUACAGGCCAUCGGCUCCCUCCUCUACAUCUCCCUUGGCACUCGACCCGACAUUGCCUUCGCCGUCUCGUACCUGUCCCGGUUCGCCAACAACCCCGGCCGCCGCCAUUGGAUUGCCGUCAAACACGUCCUUCGCUACCUUCGCGCCACGUACCGCGAUGAGCUUCUCUAUGCCCGCGGCCCAGCAAAAGUCACGGGUGUGGUUGGUUAUUCUGAUGCGAACUGGGGCGCCUGCGUCGACACAUCCAUUUCAACGAUGGGCUACGUAUUUUACUUGGCAGGCGCCGCUGUCUCUUGGUCGUCGAAGCGUCAGACUCGGGUAGCGGAUUCCACCACUGAUGCCGAGUACCUGGCCUUGUCGCACGCGGGUAAGGAAGCGAUCUACCUUAACCAACUCCUCUCCGAGCUCCACGUUUGCCCAAUCGCUGCAGCUCACAUCUUCACCGACAACGAGGCCGCGGCCGCCGUCGCUCACGACCCCGUUCGCACCUCCGGCACCCGGCACAUUCGCCUCCGCGAGCAUUUUGUCCGUGACAUGGUCAAUCGAGGUGAUAUCUCUCUCUCACACGUUGGCACAGCAGACAUGGUUGCGGACGUAUUCACCAAGGCGCUAGGCCCCAAGAUUUUUGGUACACAUUGCUAUGCUCUAGGCCUCCGGACGCGACAUCCACGGCUCAAGUCUACCUCGCGUUCGCGUGGGGGGGGGUGUGAGGAAUCCACUCUCCGCUCGGCUCAGGACUUAGGCGCGCGGAGCGAACCGGGCGCGGACUUAGGCGCGCGGAGUGAGCCGGGCGCCCCGGCCCAGGACUUAGGCGCGCGAAGCGAGCCUGGGACUUAG